AUGAACGCUUCGAAAACCUCCACUAAAACUUCAAAAAAAGUUACCAAGACGAAAAUCACACCUAAAAAACCUCGUAAACAACAAGCGUCUAACACGACACCAAAAUCAGCUGUUGAAGAAGAUAUGGUCUCGCCAAGCAAAGCCAAAACACAAAAAGAUAAAACAGUUGAAGAAAUAUAUCAAAAAAAAUCUCCAGUAGAAAACGUCCUGAUGAGACACGAUUUUUAUGUUGGCUCCCUUGAAUAUUUAAAAGAAAAGAGAUGGGUUUUUGAUUCUGAAUCACAUAAGCUUGUUUACAGAGAAAUUACCUACGUACCUGGGUUGUAUAAAAUAGUGGAUGAAAUCUUGUUAAAUGCUGUUGACAACAAGGUUCGAGACCAAAAAAUGAAUCUUAUUAAAGUUGAUAUUGACAAAAAAGGAGGUCAAAUUUCCAUCCUUAAUAACGGAAAAGGAAUACCUAUAAAAAUGCAUAAGAACCAAGAAGUCUAUAUACCUCAACUUAUCUUUUCGCAACUUUUUACAUCUUCAAAUUUUGAUAAUAAGGAAAAUAAUGUUUCCGGUGGACGUAAUGGCAUCGGUGCUAAAUUAACGAACAUAUACAGUACGGAAUUCAUAGUGGAAACAAUUUCAAAUGGCAAGAAAUAUCGCCAAACUUUCCGAAACAAUAUGACUGUAAUCGAACUACCAAUUAUUACCUCUUGUUCUAAAGGUGAUGGUGAAUACACAUUGGUCACCUUCAAACCUGACUUUCAAAAGUUUAACAUGAAUCGGUUAGAUGAUGACAUUAUUGCCCUUUUAAAAAAGCGUGUAUACGACAUCGCUAGUUGUGUUGAUGAAGUUCAAGUAAUCACUGCUAUUUCGAAAUUGGAAGAAGUAAACAACGCUAGCGGCAGAUUUGCUAUGGAUUGUAUUACAAAGAUAGCUUCAAAAUCUUUGGAAGUUGCCGAGCUUUCCGAGGUUGAGUGUGAUAUUUAUGGAAUUUUCCCAAUUCAGAGAAAACUUUUAAAUGUACGUGAAGGAUCACACACGAUCAUGAAUAACUCAGAAAAUCAACAAAUAAUUAAAAUCAUUGGACGGAAUCAUGGAAAAAAGUAUACAUCAAAAAGUUGUUUACGGAAAUUCAUCACACCGAUCGUAAAGGGUGAUAAAGAAGUGAAAUUCUUAACCAUACCUGAGCAUGACAAUUUGAAGGAGAAGACCCCUGAUGCUAAAAACAGGAAGAUCAAACUGGUAUCUACUCCUAGUUUCUUGGAACUGAUAAUACCAAGGAAGUUAAACAAUAUUUUAACAAUUUAA
Molecule: messenger RNA, 1296 nt
Organism: Funneliformis geosporum
Lineage: Eukaryota; Fungi; Glomeromycota; Glomeromycetes; Glomerales; Glomeraceae
Source: the annotation of a GenBank genome assembly